Plasmodium gonderi is the source of this 6144-nucleotide messenger RNA. Its product is annotated as histone-lysine N-methyltransferase, H3 lysine-4 specific. The record is from RefSeq and is a predicted model, not a curated record. NCBI's taxonomy places the organism in Eukaryota, Apicomplexa, Aconoidasida, Haemosporida, Plasmodiidae. The transcript has a single exon. Gene Ontology annotation, cellular component: cytoplasm; protein kinase 5 complex. Gene Ontology annotation, molecular function: protein kinase binding; cyclin-dependent protein serine/threonine kinase activator activity. Bases 1 to 6144 code for a protein of 2047 amino acids. Gene Ontology annotation, biological process: positive regulation of cyclin-dependent protein serine/threonine kinase activity; activation of protein kinase activity.
AUGAGUUUCUCACCAAUAAAAUACGAGUCCAAAAUUCUAAGCAACUUAGCCAGCAUGCUGAAGCUUAGCGAAAAGACAGACAAAGAAAUAUGGAACGAAAUAAAGGAAGAAAAGGUAGAAAUUAAAUUCGAAAUUGAUGAAGACAUAAAAAAAGUGAUCGAUAUUAGCAAAAUUAAUUGCACUUGUGAUGAAUCCAAAAAAAAAAUGGAAUUAUAUAAGGGGAAGAAAUUUGAAUAUUAUUACAAUGUAGAAACUUAUGGAGUGGAUUUUUUUAUAGAUAUCUGUAAUGCGUUAGCUAGGUCAAAUUAUAAACAAUUUUUAUCAGAAGAAGGAAAAAGAGAAAUUAUGAACGGAUUAAGAAUUAGAAGAAAUUCCAAUUUAUAUAAAUAUGUGUCCUUUUUUUUAAGUAAAGAAAGGUUAAAUAGGGACAGAUUAAAUGACGGAAAAUCACCAGAACAUAUUUUUCAUUGUUUUAAGUGCCUAAAGAGUGUAUUGCAUAUAUAUAUAGAUGACCAAAAUAGUUGUAAAAAAAAAUUGUAUUUAAACGAUAAUAAAUAUAUUACAGAACAAAUGGAAGAAGAAAUAGAAAAUGAUUUACUCAAUGAAAAAAAAAAAAAUAGUAAUACAAACCCCCUGAAUUCUAGGGACGGAAUAAUAUCUGUCAGCAAAUACAAAACAGAAUUAACUUCGUUAACUAGAAAAUCAAAUGAAAAAAUUAUUAAAACCAUUUUUGAACAUACAAAGGAUAUAGAUAAUGGUAAAAAGAGCAAUGAAUUUAACAUGAAGAUAGAUAAUAUUCCUGUGAAUAUGGAUUCAAACCAAAAUCGUGGAAGGAAAACAAAUAAAAGUAAUACCUUUGAAAAUAUCAAUCAUUAUAAUGAAUCCAACGGAUUUUUCGAUAAACAUGAUUUAACAUAUUUUAGUGAUACUGCUAACAGUUUGUCAAAUGAUCAAGAGCAAAUGAAUAGAAACAAAAAUGUACAAAGUAAGAGUAAAAUUACAAAUCCAAAAUAUAAAUCCAUAAUAAACAGUUCAUUAGAAAUGAACAAAGGUGCAAAUAUUAUUUUUCUUAGCAAAGACAGGGAAAGGAAAUGGCAUAAUUCUCCAAUCAGUAAAAAAGGAACACAUAGUGUCAAUUCUGUAGCAAGCCAAAUAUCUGGUACAACCAGAAAAAAUGACACAAGUGAUUUAGAACAUUCUAUCGAUGCGAACGUUAGCCACGUGGUACACCCAAAGAAAGAUAAUAAAAUAGAGGGAAAUGAUCCCUACUUGGAUCCCGGAGAAAUGGACAAAGCCAAAUUUGAAGUUAUCAAAGAGAAUCAGUGUGCAUCUAAAAGGGUUCAAGAAAGAGAGAAUCAAGAGGAAGAGAAUAAAAUUUCUAUUGUAGCAAAUACUGCACAAACUCUGGAAGACUCAAAAAAUGGCAUGAUGUUAAAUAAAGAGUGUGAUGUGAAUUCCAUAUCUGAAAUGAAGUUCGCGCAUUGCUCAACAGAAGAAAAGAAGAAUAUGAAGAGUAAUGUAAUCGUGGUAGACAAAUCUCAUAUGAAAGAUGAAGCUAUAAUGGAAGGUGUUAAAAAUAUUCAUAAAAAUGAUAUGUAUGAAAAAUGUUUAGAGGACAAGAAUGGAUAUAAUGUGAAAGAUGAUUAUGAUUUUAACGUAAGUGAUGAUGCAUCUUAUUCUACAGAUGAUUCGAAUUAUAAAAGAUGUAUAACAAGGAGAACCAAAAAGCUGCAAGAACAAGGGAAGAUAGUAAUUGAUCUGAACAUUCUUAAUGGAAAUUUGAUAAAUGCAUCAGAUAAAAAGAAAAAAGAAGAAAAAAUUGAAGAAAAAUUUAAAGAGAAAUGCCAAGAAAAACAUAAGGAAAUGAUAAGAAUGAAUGAAAUCAGAAAAAUGUUAGAAGAAAAAAAAAUGAUUUUUUGUAAAAUAGAAGAUGUUGCAAAAAGGAGAAAUAAAAGAUAUAUAAAAACACAAGUAUUAUCAGAGGACUCUAAAAUACAGAGAGCUUAUUUUAGCCAUAAAAUGAAAAAAUUCUAUAACUCAAAAUCUGGAUACUUUGGUUGUGGUUGGUCUAAUAAUAAAACUCAGUGGAUACCUUUUAUACAUGCCCCAUUUUUUGAUAAUCAUCAUAAUACUAUAUAUAAAAACAGAAACAAAAAAUUAUACGAAGAAAUUUAUGACACUUUGUUACAUGGGAGAAUUCAUCCAUCUAUCAAAGUUGUAGAGUUAAAGGAUCAUAAACAUCCAGUGCGAUUAUGCACUCCCUAUUAUGAAGAUUGCUAUUCAGUUGUAUACACUGGAAAAAAAAUACUUGCAACUGAUGAUAGGGUUGUUUUUGGUGAAUACACUGGUUAUGUUGCAAAUAAUAGAGAAUUAUCACAGGAAAGGCAUCAGUACACGUUUGCCUUAUCCUUCAACAAGAAGGUUUUUAAUGGAAAAAAGAAUGUUCUUUUUAUUAACGAAAUUGAGUCAGAUGAGGGGGAUGUGGUGGAAAAGUGCAAACUCUAUGGGAGGGAAAAAAGAGAGGAUCGAAACAGAGAAGAGAAAAAAAAUGACCAAAAUGGGAAAGAGGAAAAAAAAGAACAAAAUGGGAAAGUGAAAAAAAAAGACAAAAAUGGGGAAGAGGAAAAAAAUGAUCAAAAUGGGAAAGAAAAAAAAAAAGAACAAAAUGGGAAAGUGAAAAAAAAUGACCAAAAUGGGAAAGAAAAAAAAAAAGAACAAAAUGGGAAAGUGAAAAAAAAUGACCAAAAUGGGAAAGAGGAAAAAAAUGAUCAAAAUGGGAAAGUGAAAAAAAAAGACAAAAAUGGGGAAGAGGAAAAAAAUGACCAAAAAAUGGAAGCAAUUUAUGAAGAUUCCUCCAAGCACACUAACCAUUCGAAUAAAAUUUGUGAAGAUGAAAUAUGUUUGAACAAUGAGUCGUAUUAUUUUGGGAAAUCUUUUAGGAGUCCUGACACAAAUGGGAGGGGAAGUAACCAAUCCAAUUUUCAAAAGGUGCGAAAUGAAAAGUGCACAGCAUCAAGUAAUAAUAAGGGGAAUAAGAAAUCAAAGGAUCCAAAUAACAUGAUUAUUCUUCCGGAUAAUUACACAUAUGCUGUUGAUUCGUCAUACAUGUUCAAUGAGAUGUCCUUAGUUAAUCAUUACAAAACAUGUUCUAUGUUUAAUAAUUAUGAUUUCAGAAUAAAUGCAGAAUGGCAAUUAGUUUAUCUUGAUGGGUGGCCCCAUAUAAUUCUGACAUCAAUUCCAGGAGUGGAAAUAAAUACAGGUGAGGAAAUUUUUGCAGAUUUUGGUUUCGAAUGGUUCGAAAGAGUUAAUGAUAUAUGUCUGAAUGGAUUUAUUAAGAAUAAUUAUGCACACAGAUUAAGAAAAUUGAAUCUUUGUGAAGAAAAAGAUUUCAAUGGAAUAGAUGACAUAGUUGAGAAAUACAAUUUAAUAAAAAAUUAUACCACGUGUAAUAUAUGUAUGUAUAGUAUAAACACAGAUAGUAGCAAUAAUUUUACUGCUUGUUCAGGUUGUAAUCACAUUUAUCAUUUAAAAUGUGUUCAGAAAAUAAAUGCAGAAGUCAAUGAAAAUUACGAUUGGUUUUGUUCAAGUUGCAUUCAGUUCUGCAUCAAUGUUGUGAACCAGGAAGAAUUUCUCUCCUACAUAGAAAAGGAAAAUCAAAAGAAGCUGAUAGACCUUUUUAGUGAUAUGUGUACUGAAAAUUCAAACAAGUUAGUCAAAUUACUUCAAUGCAAAGGUAGUAAUGAUAAUUCAUGGAAUGCAACCCAAUGGGCAGGGGAAGAUACCACUGGAGAAUCCACAAAUGGCAAUUGUGGAAAAAAUUAUGAUAAAAUUAGGAAAUUACUAUAUUGUAAGGAAAAUAUUAAUGAUUUGAUAAAAAAUAAAGAUAUAAUUAACUCCUAUUUAGAAAAUACUUGGAGAGAGAUCAAUUUAAUAGAUAAUUCAGGAGAAUCUGAAGAUUUGUUUUCAAAAAAUGACCAAAUGAAAUAUUUACUGCAAAAUAGUUUUGAGCUUCAUUUACUUGUUGAAUAUAAAAAAAAAAUUGAUGAUUUGUUAUUAAGCAGAGAAAAAAUUGACACUUUUCUGAAUGAUAAAAAGGCUAUGAACACCAUGAAAUUGAGGAAACAAACCAUAAACUAUUUGUUAGAAAAUCGAAAAUACAUAGAAAAACUUGUGGACUCAAUAGAACAGGGCAUCCCCAUUGUCCUUCCGCACACAAAAAAGGACAAAAACAGUUGUUCUGUGGAAAAAAGUGAACAACAUAUAGCACAUGAGAAAACUCCAAAUGAUUGUCAGGAUCAAUCUUUGAAUCUGCUUAAGGAAGAGAAACAGAAUCAGAUGAUGGAACUUCUGCAUGAGGAUAAAAUGGUCUUACAAACAGUAUGCAACCAAAGUCCAUGUAUGGCAGAAAAACCAGACUUAAGUACUACUGAUGAACGGAAUUCCAAUUUUUCCAUUUCGUAUGAAAGCAUUUUAUAUAAAAAAUCGAAUGCUGUAGUGAAGAAUUUAAAAGACAUAAGAAAAAUAGUUGGAAUUAAUGAAACAAUUAAUAACUGUUCCUCAGUUAACGAUAAUUGCAACCAUGGAGGGAACAAAAAUCUCUGCUUUAAUAACAUGAUGAAGAUUAGCAAAAAGAUCAUAGGAUUUCCUCUGAUUAAGGACUUCGAAAGGGGAUUGAGUACUAACCAACCUUGUCUCCCAUUAAAUGAUCAUUUAAAAAUGUUAUCCGUUUGUACAAUUUGUUACAGUAAGCAUAAUGAUUUAGCUAAAGCAAUUAUAUGUAGAGUUACGAAAAUGCACUUUGAGUCUAACUACAAUGAUGGGUUAAGCGAUGAAGAUAUGUUUAAGACAUCAACUGAAUGCAUACAAUCAGUAAUACGAGAACUGGCCAAUACUAUAAAGGAAUAUCGAAGGAGGGAAUUAAGUGAGGUUUAUGUGCAAGAGCUGGAAAGGAGUGGAAGUAGCUGCAGUAGCAGUGUUAGUAGUGGUAUGUGCAGCAGUGCUAGGGUUUUACUAACUGAAGAAAAAAGCGACAUGAACGAAUAUGUAAAUUCUACCAACAAUUCUGUUAGUCGAAGUACAACAGUCUUGGUAAAUUCUAACAAAAAAAAAGGACAAGAGAAAGCAUUUUACGAUAUUGUUAGUGAUCUUUCAUGUAACAACAAAUGCGAAAGAAAUAGAAACUACAUAAUUCAAAAUAACACCCCAUCUAUUUCAUGGGAUAACAAAAUGAAUUAUACAGAUGAUUAUACAUGCAUGAAGGUAGAUAUAAAUUCUGCAUUAGGUGGUAAACAUCCUCGAGAGGAAGAAGGUGAUAAUAACAACAGUAUGAACAAAAAAGCUAAGCAUAAUUCAAAAUCACAUAAUAAAAUGUGCAGUACAACAAAUGGGAAUAUACUAAAAAAGAAAAUGGAGGAAUCGGAAAAUAUGAAUAAUGAAGAAAUACAUGGAUUUGUAAGGAAAAAGUAUUCUAAUCAUAUGGAAAUGGGUAAUAAAAACAAUCAUACAACGCAGGAACGAACAGAGGAUCAUUCAUUCAAUGACUUACACAACAAUUUAUGUAGGAUAUCAAAUAUAGAUCUAAACUUGAACCAUAGUAAAGAUGAAAGCAAGAAAAAAAAUAAAAAUCACAUACAUUUUGAGAAUGAAAGUUUGGAUGGCACAAAGGAGGAGAUUAUAAAUAAAACAGAGGACUACAUCACUUUGGAACAAUAUUCCCAAUCUCAUAAAUUCAUACCGCUUAUCGGAAUUGAGCUUGGAAAAACAAAAAUUCAAAGGGAAUUUACUAAUGGCACAUUUGUAGGUACUGUUACAGAACAAAUAAAAGAUGAACAUGAUAAUAAAUUUUUCGUAGUUACAUACGAAGAUGGGGAUGCGGAAUGGAUGAAUCCAUUUUUCCUAUUUCAAGAAUUGCUAAAACAAUCGACAAACAAUGUUGACUAUCCUUUAGCUAGUACCUUUAAGGAUGUAUUCAAUCCAGAAUAUAAAAAGGAUUUAAAAUUAGGUAAUUAUACCCUUGAAUUAAAAAUUGAAAGGCGAAAGAAAAAAAGUAAUUGUGAAAGUGCCAGUAACAAUAACAGUGUCACUAAAAAACAGAAAUCUUCACAGGAGGAAAGUUCUACAAGGAAAAAGAAGCAGCGAUUUUGA